AUGGUUGUGGGAUCUCGUCGAUUCCGACUUGCACCGCUUCUUCAAACCCCUAGCCCCUCAUCUCCUCUCUCGACCCGAGUCCCCAAGAACCCGGGCCUUGUCGUUGUGAUCACCCACGGCGGGCUUGGCUGCGAUCCCACGCUCUCCUCGACCAAGACGUUAGUCUCGUUCCGACCGAACCCGAACCUGAUGGCCGAGUCCACGCCUGCCAAAUCGGAUGCCGGGACGCCAGGCCCGAAAUAUCCUGCGCCAAAAGACAAGGUCUGCCAGUACUGCGGCGUGGCCUUCACUUCAUCCUCGCUUGGCCGACAUCUGGACCAGUUUAUAAAAGACAAGAAGCCGAAGCGCCCAGACGAUGUUCACGAUGUCGAUGAGAUUAGGAGACUGCGGGGCGGUAUUACCCGUCGCCAGCCCCGAAAUUCUUUGCGAGCCGGGAGAGAAACUCUCACUCCCGUUAGCACGCCCAAGCUCAGAGACUCGUCGGCAACCCACGAGGGCUUGCGGGCAAAAUCACCCUUCUCUCCAAAGGAGAAGAACGACUCUGUGAAUGGAUGGGAGGGCCGCAAGCCGCCAGAUCCAAAAGCUCAGCUCGUUGCGAGCUGCCAAAAACCAAAUCGAUGCUUCUUCAUCCCCAUUCGACUUCAACCCCUAACGCUCGACUUCCCGGCCCUCGCACUACGGUGCCUCUGCGCGCCCCCGACCCUAUUCUCCUCGACACAGUACCCCUCCCCCACCUCCUGGUCAAUACAAGCCCCGGCACACCGAGAGUUCGAGGCUCUCGGCGCUUACUUUCGAGACGAGUUCAAGAAUUGGAGGGUGAAGUGCGCAACUGCUACCACGAUUCUGUCGGAAGAGCUCAAGUUUGCAACUAACUCGCCGCCCCGGGAUAUGAAGGCUGAGAUAAAACAGGCAGAGGAGCGCUGCAACGAACUUGAGUCCCAGAUCCAGGAUCACCUCCAGUCUUCCUUUGCCGUAUGGGAAAGACUGUCUACUCAGAGGCAGGACGAACUUUGGCACCUGGAGAUGGCUAGGAGUGUCGGUAGUAGGCACAAAGAACUCGAGGUUAUGAGGGAGGAGCGUCAAACAAUGACACAGCGGAUCGCUCAUCUGGAGGCGCAGGUGGAGCAACUAAGUCGUUGGCAAAACCCCAAGGAGUUCAACGUAAUGGCACCCCAGACCAUUCCGGUGGAUCCCUUGGCUCUGAAUCACCUCUUGGAAGCCAGCAUCAGCGGUGCCAAGGGCGUGGGCCUCAAAUCAGAUGAUCGACAUGUGGACUUAACCACGGUUGUUUCGCGAGCUAUAGAGCGGUGGAGGCAUGUCAUCGCGGACACGACUGGCGAUUCUUCGAUGGAGGACUCUGACGCUGAUGGAGACGCAGACGGGGAUGCGGAUAUCGACAACCAUAUCGAAGACGUCGAUGUUGAUGUGGAUGUUGACGUCGAUGAUGCCGAUGAUGCUGAUGAUGUCGACGUCGAUGAUGAGGGCGACGGUGAUGGAGAUGCAGAUGCGGAUGAUGACGGAGACGAGGAUGGGGAUGCCGAAAUGGAGGAUGAUGUUGGCUUCUCCAUGUUGCAAGCCAGGCAGCAACUGCAACAAGCGCAGCAGCAGCAGCAACAGCAGCAGCAACAACAAAAGACCCCUGGUCGUGCCGGCCCUGUUGAACUCUAA
Molecule: messenger RNA, 1668 nt
Organism: Parascedosporium putredinis
Lineage: Eukaryota; Fungi; Ascomycota; Sordariomycetes; Microascales; Microascaceae
Source: the annotation of a GenBank genome assembly